Medicago truncatula (barrel medic) is the source of this 1049-nucleotide messenger RNA. Its product is annotated as non-specific lipid transfer protein GPI-anchored 31. The record is from RefSeq and is a predicted model, not a curated record. Gene Ontology annotation, biological process: lipid transport. NCBI's taxonomy places the organism in Eukaryota, Viridiplantae, Streptophyta, Magnoliopsida, Fabales, Fabaceae. Bases 146 to 724 code for a protein of 192 amino acids. The transcript has 3 exons. Gene Ontology annotation, molecular function: lipid binding.
UCCAUGCAUUUUAUACACAUCACAAAGACAGUUAACACACACCGAGUCAUUCUCUUUAAACUCCCCUCAUUACUCUCCACUUCACAAUUUUCCACUAUCUUUAUUUAACUAACUACACAUCACAACAAUCUCUCAUUCCUUCUCCAUGGCCUCAAAGUUUUCAUUCAUUCUCUCCAUUUUUGUCAUCUGGGCCGUUGAUUUUCCUAGUGCUUCAUCAGCACGUGAUGCUCCAUCACCCUCUGCUGAUUGUUCAACCAUUGUUGUCAUCAUGGCUGAUUGUUUGUCAUUUGUUUCAAAUGACAGUACCAUAACCAAACCAUCAGGGGCAUGCUGUUCUGGCUUGAAAACUGUUCUGAAAACAUCUCCUACUUGUCUUUGUGAUUCUCUCAAAAACAGUGCUAAUCUUGGUGUUGUUUUGAAUGUUACAAAAGCUGCCACCCUUCCUGCUGCUUGUGGUCUCUCUGCUCCUCCUCUCUCUAACUGUGGAUUGUCUAUCGCCCCUGUUGGUGCUGCUACUCCUGGUGGAAGCAUUUCCCCACCUUCCCCACCAGCUGCUCAUGCACCAGGUGGGACCACUCCAUCUACAGCACCCGCAGCCACAACACCGGCAGCCACAACUCCGGCAGAGGCACCAUCGAAUGUCAAGAGUGCAGCAUCAACAUUGCUCCCUAUUUCAGCUGGAUCCCUCAUUGUUUGCCUUUUAUCUCUAUUCUUAGGCCUUUGAGCCAUUUCUAGUUUCAUUUUGAGUUUAGGAAAGUUAUAGCAUAAGGGUCUAUUUUGAAUUUUUUUAUGUUUUCUUGAGUACUAGUUUUUCAUACCCAUGGUUGCAUGAGGGGAAUGGAAGUGUUAACAUUCAGGGGAAUGGAAUGUUGGAUUGUCAUGUGGUUGAACUCCAACCAGUAAGGUGAUCUCAUUGCUUGAUUACAUUGAAGGUUCUUUUUAUGGUGGCCACGACAAGUCCACCACUAGACCACAACUACUUUUUUCGGAAAAAUUAUUUACAUUCAAGUUUCUUAAUGUUUUUCUUCUAAUAUAGAAGAAUACCCAAA